CAGCCAGGGCGGCCGCCUGACAGCCAUGCUGGGCACCAUGAUGUAUCCCGGAGCCGAGGAUGCCGAGUUGGAGGACAUGCGCGUGCCGCCGAUACAGCUCGACCAUCUUCCCGAGGUGUUCCUAUCUAGUAUCCCGAAGUGCGGCGGUUGUCACGAGAUGAUCGUGGACCGAUACGUGCUGAAGGUGUCCGACAGGACAUGGCAUGCCGGCUGCUUACGCUGCGUGGAAUGCAGGGCGAUGCUGUCCGGCAAAUGUUUCGCAAGAAAUAACCAACUCUACUGCACAGAUGAUUUCUUCAAGCGGUUCGGCACCAAGUGUGCUGGGUGCGGGCAGGGCAUUCCGCCGACGCAAGUGGUGCGCCGCGCUCAGGCCCACGUCUACCAUCUGCGGUGCUUCGCGUGUGCGGCCUGCGCCAGGACACUUAAUACUGGAGACGAAUUCUACCUCAUGGAGGAUGGGAAGCUCGUCUGCAAACCUGAUUACGAAGCAGCUCGUGCAAAAGAUGUACCGUGCGCAGGUGGUGAAGGCUCGUUGGAUGGCGACGCAGCGAGCAAGAGACCGCGUACUACCAUCACUGCAAAACAACUUGAGACACUGAAGAGUGCGUACAGCAGCAGUCCGAAACCGGCGAGACAUGUCAGAGAACAACUAGCGCAUGACACCGGCUUGGACAUGCGAGUGGUGCAAGUCUGGUUUCAGAACAGACGGGCAAAAGAAAAGCGACUGAAGAAAGACGCAGGAAGGACGCGGUGGUCACAAUACUUCAGAUCAAUGAAAAGCGGCGGCGGAUCGCCUCGGCACGACCGACUGCUUGAUAAGGACGAGCUCAAGAUCGAUUUGGAUUCCUUCAGUCAUCACGAGCUAAGCAACGAUAGCUAUAGCACGGUGGCUUUGGGCGGUGAGGAGGGUUCUCCUGCAGGCGGCGGAAGUGCGGGCGCUACCGGCGCUCGGUACUCCUCCACUCCGCCUUACUUGCGCGCGCACUCGCCGCCGCACCCCCAUUACCACUAUCCUCCCGACCACCUCGUCUACACCAAUAUUGCUACGUCUAUAGGUCAAGCGAUGAGCGGAGCAGGGAUAGGCACGGGCGCAGGCACCGGCGGCGCGUCGGAUCUUAGCAGCUCGUCGUCGCCGGCGGCGGGCGGGUACCCUGACUUCCCGCCGUCGCCGGACUCGUGGCUGGGCGAGCCGCACCACUACUCGCCGCGCGGCUUCCCCUAGCGGCGGCCGCCGCCGGCGCACGCGCAGCCCGCGCCCCCG
This is a messenger RNA of Manduca sexta (tobacco hornworm), 1261 nucleotides long. It is a transcript of the gene Lim3, whose product is annotated as LIM/homeobox protein Lhx3. Gene Ontology annotation, cellular component: nucleus. Lineage: Eukaryota; Metazoa; Arthropoda; Insecta; Lepidoptera; Sphingidae. Gene Ontology annotation, biological process: neuron differentiation; regulation of transcription by RNA polymerase II. The transcript has 7 exons. The coding region runs from base 26 to 1222 and encodes 398 amino acids. Gene Ontology annotation, molecular function: RNA polymerase II transcription regulatory region sequence-specific DNA binding; DNA-binding transcription factor activity, RNA polymerase II-specific. The record is from RefSeq and is a predicted model, not a curated record.